Molecule: messenger RNA, 2118 nt
Organism: Botrytis deweyae
Lineage: Eukaryota; Fungi; Ascomycota; Leotiomycetes; Helotiales; Sclerotiniaceae
Exons: 5
Coding region: 1-2118 (705 amino acids)
Biological process (GO): proteolysis
Cellular component (GO): cytoplasm
Molecular function (GO): calcium-dependent cysteine-type endopeptidase activity
Source: RefSeq, a predicted model, not a curated record
AUGACAAUUACAAGUUCAACCGCAUCUGCCCAAAAGGCUCUCGACAUCUUUUGGGAAAACAAACUCUCAUCUAAUGAAACAAUCACCCGACCUCCCAAUGUUCUUCCUAAACAUAUAUACGAACGUCUGAUCGGUGAAAAGAAACCAAGCAGCGUAGUCUCUGGAUGUAGCGUCAAUGUUUCAUACGAUGUAGCUGUGAAACAAUGCGAAGCCAAGGUUGCAGCUAUUGUAGCAGAAUGCCAACGCAAUAAUACUAAAUACAGUGACAAAGAUUUUAACCUCGACGAUAUGGAGUAUUGCCUCAGAUCUCUCACAGUUACAGAACCAGACUCAGUGAGUGGAGGAGAACAUAUUAGAUUAAGUUCUCCGAAGAAACCCACGACUACGAGGGCAGUCAUACGAGCAGAAACCUUCGAUUUGACCGCGACUAAAGGGCGAGAGCCUGCUUGUGCAAAGAGAAUAAGUGAGAUAUUCGAUGUCCCGACAUUCUUCAUUGGUCAUGAAGCCCAUGUACAAGAUAUACGACAAGGAUCAGAAGGAGAUUGUUGGUUCAUAUCUUCUCUGGCAUGUCUCACUGUGGACGAAGCAUUUCCACGACUUAUCGACAAACUUUGCCCGAAAAAAGCACGAAACGAAGAAGUUGGUGUGUAUGGAUUUGUGUUCUAUCGUGAUGGAGAAUGGGUCUCAGAGAUCGUUGAUGAUAAACUCUACCUCACCAAUCCUGAUUACGAUGAUUGCAAUGAUGAUAGAAGAUUGGUGUGGGAUCGUUCUCAUGGAAGACUUGACCCGGAAGCAUCUCGUGCGGACUAUAAGAAUACUUUCCAAACCGGCUCGGAUGCACUGUUCUUUGGUUCUUGUGCUGAUCCAAACGAAACCUGGGUACCACUCAUUGAGAAAGCAUUUGCCAAAAUCCAUGGCGAUUAUGAUUCAAUUAGUGGGGGAUGGCCUGGUGAGGGUGUCGAAGAUCUCACCGGUGGUGUUUCUACCCAAUUUCUUACCGCUGACAUACUGGACAAAGAUUCUUUCUGGACUGAAGGUCUUUUGAAAGUCGGCAAGGAUUUUAUAUUCAACACUGGUACAAGGGAUUACAAUCAUCCUGAUCCAUAUCAACUUGGAAGGCAAGGUAUCGAAGAUGAUCAUGCUUACUCUGUUCUUCGAGCGGUUGAAUAUCAGGGGAAUCGUCUUUGCCUCGUGAAAAAUCCUUGGGGUGAGACUGAAUGGAAUGGCCCAUGGUCAGAUGGGUCUAAAGAAUGGACUCCAGAAGCACUUCAAGCACUAAAUCAUAAGUUUGGGAAUGAAGGUAUCUUCUGGAUGCCUUAUGAAGAUUUUCUCGAUCGAUAUGAUGAAAUCUGGAGAACGAGAAUAUUCCAUUGUGAUUGGUUCAAUUGGCACGUUGCCCAACAUUGGACGACUAUCAACGUACCUUGGUCCGGAAAUUACAAUGAAACCUCAUUUCACUUUACCAUUCCAGUCCCAACCACAACAGUGAUAGUUCUCUCACAACUCGACACUCGUUACUUUAGUGGUCUUACGGGUCAAUAUACUUACUACGUCUCUUUUCACCUCCAUAAACCAGGUCAAGACUCUCACAUAGUUCGCGGCUACUCUAGUGGUGAUCGUUCCGCUACGACUGAAAUUUUUCUUGAAGCCGGUACUUAUGAAGUUUAUCUUCAAAUAACCGGAUAUCGCGAUGAUACACUUUCGAAGAUCGAAGACGUUGUCAAGGAUAAUUGGCUUGCUAGAAGAGAUAAACUGAUCCAAAUUGGUUUAAAGCAUGAUAUGGCCUAUGCUAAAGGUGUGAUCCAGGAGAAAAUUCCGAAGAAGGUUAAGAGGAUAUCUCUCGCUACACCGAUUACUCUUACCACUCCUUCAAUACUUACACCUCCUCCAACUCCGCUCCCAGCGCCAGCUCUUCCCAUUCCUAGUGACCAAGCAGAUAUGUCCAAAGAUGCUUGGAAUGCAUCAUGUGUUGUAGGCCUCAGAAUUUACACGAAUGAGACGAUAGCAUCGAUUGGAAUAGGAAAAGUAGCGGAUGCAGUCAACGUUGAGACAAGUCCAGAUUUGACAAAGAAGGAACAGGGUAUUCAUCAAGACGAAAAAGAAAACUUUUCGGAUUAA